This is a messenger RNA of Ictalurus punctatus (channel catfish), 3096 nucleotides long. It is a transcript of the gene cracr2ab, whose product is annotated as calcium release activated channel regulator 2Ab. The record is from RefSeq and is a predicted model, not a curated record. Bases 184 to 2358 code for a protein of 724 amino acids. Lineage: Eukaryota; Metazoa; Chordata; Actinopteri; Siluriformes; Ictaluridae. The transcript is spliced from 16 exons. Gene Ontology annotation, molecular function: GTPase activity; calcium ion binding; GTP binding.
UCACAACAUGAUGACACGAUGCGGUAAUACCUAAAAGAUUGAGAGUGGUGCUCGUUUCAUUGUUCUCUACGGUACAAAAGAGAAGUGGAGCAAAAUGAGAAACCGGAUUCCUUUGCUGUGGAUUAUAUCAACUUUCUAUUAUGACAUCUCACAUUAACAGACGUGGAUUAGGGAGUGGGAAGUAUGUCUGAAUUCCUACAUCACCAAAACAUGAAAGUCGUCUACAAAAGUUCAGAUAAUGAAGACAGACAGCCAGAGUCUGAGAUGAUGGAGGGUGUGGAGAGAAGGGGAUCAGGCCUGGUACCUGCUUCACUGCUGGAGAAGAUCGAUGAAUUCUUCCAGGUCUGUGACAGCGAGGACAAGGGUUACAUCACACCCACUGAUAUGAGGAGGUUGAACAAAGAACUACCACUCAGUGCAGACGAACUGGAGAAUGUCUUUGACUCAUUAGACUUGGACAGAAACGGCCGCCUUACUCUAGAAGAGUUCUCCUCUGGAUUCAGUAAAUUUCUGCAGGGACGUAGAAUGAGUCAGGUGGAGGAUCAGCUCUCAGGUCUCUCACAGGACUUUCCGGAAGCUCUAUAUCAGAAUGAGCCACAGGAUUAUGAGGAAGAAAGACACUUCAGCACGCUGAUGGAAAGCUUAGGCGCCAGCAAUAUCUUUGAAGAUCCCAGUGAAGUGCACACUCUGUGGACUCAGCUAAGAAAAGACGAGCCUCAUCUCCUGUACAACUUUGAAGAUUUCCUGGCUCGAGUCACAUCCCAGAUCAGAGUGGCCCAACAAGAGAAGAGGGAGAUGGAAAGUGCCUUGAGAAAGAAAGCCGCAACACACAAUGGUGAAAUCCAGCAGUUGUACGAGGAAAUGGAGCAACAGAUAAAAAAUGAGAAAGAUCGACUGAGCCACAAGGACUUCAGAAGUCAGGAUCUGCAACAGCAGUUGAGCAGCAAAGAGCAAGAACUUGAGUGGCUCUUCCUCAAACAGAGAAGGUUGGAGCAACAGUGUCAAGAGCUGCACAGUGAACACCAAGAGAGUCAGGUGGAGAACAUAAAACUGAAAAUGACCAAUCAGGAACUCUCACGUGAGCUGGAACACACCUGCCAUGAGCUGUCAUUGGCUCAAAAGCAACUGGCCAAACUGCAGGAGCAAGGCUUGAGACUGCAGCAAGAAAAAAACAUGGAGGUGUACAGAAUCACAGAGAGACUGCAGAGAGAGAAACAAAACCUAGUUAAUCAGUUAGACCUGCUCAGAGAAAUGAAUAAACAUCUAAGAGAUGAAAAAGACUCUUUGAAAUGCAGCAACUUGUUAAAGAAAGCCACUCUUGAACAGGAUCCAGCCUCAAACUUAACUGUUCAUUCUGACAGAAAGCAGGCUACAGAAAGGGAGGUUGGUACAGAAGUGACUCAGCACCCUAACAGGAAGACCUCAUCUUGUAGCUCUAGCCCACACUCUGCCUCCAGAGAUGAUGGGAUGAUGAGAGCGGCCAAGCAUACUGCGAGUGCAGGUAGGGACUCAGUGAGUGAGAACCCAGACCCCAAUGCAGUGGAUCCUCCACCAUUCCACAGGGUUAUCUCCAUUGAGGAGGACCACCUCCCACACCUGCUAGAAGGAGAAUGCUAUCCUGUCUUCCACCAGAUGAAUGAGGAAGAAGGGGCUCUGAUUGAUCUGCAGAUGAGCCCCAUGUAUUUCUCAAGCAUGUCUGCAAACAUGGCCUUUGUGACCAGGGGCCAGCUGGUGGGCAAGGAGACUUUGCAGAAGGGUCCAGUGGAGAGUUCUAUUACCACCCCACAGCGCCUCUAUAAAGUAAUUCUUGUGGGCAACUCAAAUGUGGGUAAAACUGCUUUACUGCACCGUUUCUGUGAUGGUCAUUUCCACACAGACACUACAGCUACUGUGGGCAUUGACUUCAGUGUUCGGACUCUGAAUCUGGGGGACAGUCAUGUAGCUCUGCAGUUGUGGGACACUGCAGGACAAGAGAGAUUUCGGAGCAUCACCAAGCAGUUUUUCCGCAAGGCUGAUGGUGUGGUGGUGACCUAUGACAUCACUCUGUGUGACAGCUUUAAGUCUGUGCGCUCCUGGCUGGUGAGCAUACAGGAAACAGUCGGGGGCCCAGUUCCCAUCAUGCUUCUGGGCAACAAAUCAGACAGGGAGAGUAUGAGACAGGUGGCGACUGGGGAAGGUGAAAGGCUUGCUAAGGAAGCAGGUUUGUUGUUCUACGAGUGCAGUGCAUAUACAGGCUCCAAUGUGCUAGAGGCCAUGGUACACCUAGCCAGAGUAUUAAAGGAGCAGGAGGACAGAGUUUGGGAGCGCACAGUACAGCUGGUGGAUCCGCCAGUGAAGAAGAAAACCUGCUGCAUGUGACCACACACACACACACACACACACACACACACACACACACACACACACACACACACACACACACACACACACACACACACACACGGAGAGAGGUAUAUUAAAUGCAUAGCAUAUGAGAAUGAGUGUUGGAGGUGAACAGCUAAGCUGUAAUUAGGAAACGUUAUCUGAAACGACUCCAUCUCUUCUGCUCUGCACUUUCAUUAUGUUGUUGUUGCUGGUUUUGAUCUUUCUUUCUUUCUUUAUUUAUCUUUAUUUCUUGCUUUAUAAAGCACUUUCAACACAACUCAUGGUUGAUUCAAAGUGCUGUAGAAUACAAUUUAAAUCUAAGAAAAUAGAAAAACAAUACAAAGGAAGACAAAACAACAGACCGACAAAAUAUAAUUAAAUUAAUAAACUGACAGAAAUGUUAUUCACUCAGGUCUAUGGACUCAUGUGACAGUAAACGGUAGAAUAAUCUAGUGAGAUGUAGUACAGUUGAUUCUGCAUUCUGUAGUGCAGGUUCUACACCUACCCUCAUUACAAGCAUGAAUGCCAUGUAUCAGCCUUGGUUAAUAAGCAUAAAAAAGCAUGAGUAGGCAUGAAAGUAACAGACUAACACUCCUACUAAGAUUCUCUGUCUAUUUUUGGAAGUAAAAUAUUUGAGGUGUAAAUUCUUAACUAUGUACUAAAUUAUUAGUUAUGUACAUAUAUAUUUUAAUAUAUUUUAUAUACAAUUUGUUAUACACUAUGUAUAGAAUU